AUGAAGUUUAUUUCCUCUAAAGUAGCCUUGCUCUCGGGCUGGCUAUGGGCUGCGUCUGCGGCCCCCGGUUCGUGUCCAGCGCCGCAGUCGGACGCGAAUCGUGGCGCCGUGUCGUCUGAAAACGCCAUUUGCAGCGGCAUUGGCACGCAGCUCAUCAAAGAUGGCGGCAACGCCGUCGAUGCCCUCGUGGGUACCGUCUUCUGCGUGGGCACCGUGGCCAUGUACCAUAGCGGCAUUGGCGGUGGUGGCUUCAUGUUAUUGAGAGACAAAGACGGCAAGUACGAAUUUGUCGACUUCCGUGAGACGGCACCAGCGGCUGCAUUUGAGGACAUGUACAAGAACAAUACGGAUGCCAGUCUGUAUGGUGGCUUGGCAAGUGGAAUUCCGGGAGAGCUACGCGGCCUUGAAUACGUGCACAAGAAGUACGGCGUACUGGACUGGGCGAAAGUCAUGGCGCCCGCUAUCAAAGUCGCGAGAUAUGGCUUCCCAGUCGACGAGGAUCUCCUCUCGUACAUCAAUCAAACUCCGAGAAACAACUUUCUCGUUGAAGACCCAAACUGGGCCAUUGAUUUCGCGCCCAAGGGCAAGCUCCUCAAGCUUGGCGAGACUAUUACUCGCAAGCGCUACGCCGAUACUCUUGAGACAAUUGCCAACGAAGGCGCUGAUGUGUUUUACACGGGCGCCAUUGCCAAUGCAACGAUUACGGCCCUUCGCGCUAAAAAUGGCACAAUGACGCUAGAGGACCUGAAGAAAUACACAAUUGCGCAUCGUGAGCCUCUUCAUGUCAUGUAUCGCGGACACAAGCUCACGAGCACAAAUGCGCCGUCCGGUGGCCCAGUCGCAUUGAGCACGCUGAACACAGUGAGUGGAUAUGACGAAUUUUUCCGUCCAGAGACCGUCAACAUCUCUACGCACCGCCUCGACGAGGCCAUUCGUUUUGCAUACGGCCAGCGCACGAAAAUGGGCGACCCGUCCUUCAUUGACGGCUUGUCCAACUACACAGCCCAGAUGGUGGCUCCCCAGACCGGCGCCGAGAUUCGCUCCAAGAUUUCCGACACCAAGACGGAAGGCGUGGCGUAUUACAACCCUGAAGGCAUAGAGUCUCUCCCCACGCCCGGAACAUCCCACAUAGUGGCAGCUGACGCGAGCGGCAUGGCUGUAUCCCUGACAACAACGGUCAAUACGCUCUUUGGCUCGCGUGUUUUGGUUCCCCAGACUGGCGUCCUCAUGAAUAAUGAGAUGAACGACUUUAGCAUACCGGGCUCAAGCAAUGCUUUCGGGUACAGGCCCAGUCCCGCGAACUAUGUGCGUCCGGGCAAGAGACCACUGUCGUCGAUUUCUCCCGUCAUUGCCGAAACGCCCAAUGGUAAGCUCUACUUUGCCUGCGGAUCUGCCGGUGGUAGCCGCAUUACGACGGCAACCAUCCAGCUCGUUGUGCACAUGCUCGACCAGGGUAUGAACCCGGGGGAGUCGUUGAAGCAGCCGCGUCUCCACGAUCAGCUCGAACCGAACCAAGUGACGUUUGAGUAUGCAUAUGAUAACUCGACGGUGGCUUUUAUGAAAUCCUUGGGCCACAACGUCACUUGGGUCGCCCCCGGCCAGAGUACGGCACAGGCUCUAAAGUUGCUUGCGAACGGAACUUUUGAAGCGGGAGGCGAGCCUAGGCAGAAGAAUUCUGGUGGGUUCGCAGUCUAA
Molecule: messenger RNA, 1695 nt
Organism: Akanthomyces muscarius
Lineage: Eukaryota; Fungi; Ascomycota; Sordariomycetes; Hypocreales; Cordycipitaceae
Exons: 2
Coding region: 1-1695 (564 amino acids)
Biological process (GO): glutathione catabolic process
Cellular component (GO): plasma membrane
Molecular function (GO): glutathione gamma-glutamate hydrolase
Source: RefSeq, a predicted model, not a curated record